This is a messenger RNA of Castor canadensis (American beaver), 2214 nucleotides long. RefSeq names its product EF-hand domain family member D2 (gene Efhd2). The record is from RefSeq and is a predicted model, not a curated record. Gene Ontology annotation, molecular function: calcium ion binding. NCBI's taxonomy places the organism in Eukaryota, Metazoa, Chordata, Mammalia, Rodentia, Castoridae.
GUGUCAGGAAGAGGAAGAGCGCGGCCCGCGGCAGUGCGCGGCGCGCAGCGAGCAGGGGCCGGGCCGAGGCGAGCGCCGCGCGGGCCACCAUGGCCACGGACGAGCUGGCCACCAAGCUGAGCCGGCGGCUGCAGAUGGAGGGCGAGGGCGGCGGCGAGGCCGCGGAGCAGCCCGGCUUCAACGGCGCGGCGGGGGCGGCGGCACCCGACGAGGUGGCCGAGGCGCUGGGCAGCGCGGACGGCGAGCUGAGCGCCAAGCUGCUGCGGCGCGCAGACCUCAACCAGGGCAUCGGCGAGCCCCAGUCGCCCAGCCGCCGCGUCUUCAACCCCUACACCGAGUUCAAGGAGUUCUCCAGGAAGCAGAUCAAGGACAUGGAGAAGAUGUUCAAGCAGUAUGACGCUGGACGGGAUGGCUUCAUUGACCUGAUGGAACUGAAGCUCAUGAUGGAGAAACUCGGGGCCCCCCAGACACACCUGGGCCUAAAAAACAUGAUCAAAGAGGUGGAUGAGGACUUGGACAGCAAGCUCAGCUUCCGGGAGUUCCUCCUGAUCUUCCACAAAGCAGCUGCUGGGGAGCUGCAGGAGGACAGCGGGCUGCACGUGCUGGCCCGCCUCUCCGAGAUUGACGUCUCCACCGAGGGCGUCAAGGGUGCCAAGAGCUUCUUCGAGGCCAAGGUGCAGGCCAUCAACGUAUCCAGCCGCUUCGAGGAGGAGAUCAAGGCAGAGCAGGAGGAAAGGAAGAAGCAGGCAGAAGAGAUGAAGCAGCGGAAAGCGGCCUUCAAGGAGCUGCAGUCCACCUUCAAGUAGCCAGGGUCAAGGCCGAUCACAGCCUGCCCCAGUGCGCGGUGGGCACAUGGGAGGCCAAGCCUGGGUCCUGGCCUCUGUCUAACGAGACCACUACUAAAAAUUUAAAUUUUCUGUGAACAGAGCUCAGCGAGAGGUCUCACAAGUGGCCUGGCCACCCAGCGCUCUGUCCCACUGUUCCUGGGGCUGCGUCACCAGCCACCAGCGCAGGCCCCUGCCUGGCCAGCCCUCCCUUGGCAAUCCCUGGUUCUCGCACCCUGGCUGCCCUUGCUCUAGCCCAACUCCUGGCUUUCUGUCCCUCCCUGUCCUGUAUGCCAACCCCUCCUCACACAGCCCCCUGUCCCCAUCACCUGCCCUUAACCAGCAGGCUGUCUCCCUUGGGGAGAAUUGGAGCUGCCACUAGACAGUGGGACCCAAGGUGUCUCUGGGAGGCAUGAGGCCUCCCCAGGACCUUUUCCUUGUGCUCCACCCCACCCCACCGCAUCACCCUGUUGGGAGUGGCUUCUGCCUUGGUGAAGGGACCCAGGCUAGUGUGGAGACAGGGCCCCGCCAGGCAGGGCUGCUGUGCCAAUCUACCUCACGGGCCCGCACUCUGCCAGGUGUGCCAUGGAGCUGUGGGCGGGAAGACUGGGGAACAGAAACCCUAGCACCACCCAGAACCAGAUGAGGGUCUCAGAGGGCUGUGGUCCCAGAGAAGGGCGGGGAGGAGGAUUCUUGGGGAGGGAACCAGCAUUCUGCCUUGAUUCCCCAGGGGGCAUUUGGGAAGAGGUCAAAGGUGAGUUUCCAUGCACUGGCUGUGGGGUGCAGGGCCUGGCCCCAAUCCCCCUUUCACACUGUCCUUCCCUGGAUAAUGUUCCUGCUUUGUCACCAGCGAUGGUACCUGCCUGUCGUGCCCACCCCUUCCUAGGGAAGCAUGGGAACCCCUGUGCCCAUCACGAGGUGGGCCUUGGUGAAGCCUAUGCCUCUAGCCGGUUUUUCCCCAGCUCCCACGUGCUUGCCCGUGUGUGUGUAUGUGUGUGCCCGUUGCUGUGUCGUGAAACUGUGACUGUCACCCAGUCCAAACAAGUGAAUGGCUAUCAAGGCCACAGUUAUGCAACUUUCAGUGUGUGUCGUGACAGUGUCACUGCUUUGUAAACUCAAUAACUCUUUAUUUUAGCACAGUGCUCCGGCAGCCCACGCUGCUCCCGUGGGGCUUGCAGAGGCAGAGGGUUUAUUUUUUUGACCUUAGAACCUGGGAAGUAGAAGGCGCCCAGCCCCAUGCAGCAGCCUUGGUCCUGGAUUGCAUUUGCCUUAGUGGAUAUGUUUAUACAGAUAAAUAUAAAAUGUUCUUUUUCUUUUGGCUUUUUGCAUUUUCUUUCCUACCUUCUCACCCUGCCCCACCCCACGCCCCAAAAAAAGCUACUUCUUCAUU